Molecule: messenger RNA, 8822 nt
Organism: Lagopus leucura (white-tailed ptarmigan)
Lineage: Eukaryota; Metazoa; Chordata; Aves; Galliformes; Phasianidae
Gene: CASP8AP2
Product: caspase 8 associated protein 2
Exons: 11
Coding region: 162-6218 (2018 amino acids)
Biological process (GO): extrinsic apoptotic signaling pathway via death domain receptors; Fas signaling pathway
Cellular component (GO): mitochondrion; PML body
Molecular function (GO): transcription corepressor activity
Source: RefSeq, a predicted model, not a curated record
CGGCCUGUAGGACCAGCGGCGGCGGCGGCCUGUGGGUCGUCGCGGGUUGUGGCUCACUGGGUGUUUAUUCAGUGUACGAAAACGAAGAUACUGCUGAAGGCCUUACCCCGAAAGUCAGAAUGGUUCUUUAUGGGAUGGGGAAGCCGUAGGGAGUUUGUAUCAUGGCAGCAGAUGAGGAUGGACUGGGACUGUUUAAUACCCGCUGUGCUGCUGAAGCAUCCCCCUUUAAGGAAGGUGAUGAGAGCUCAGUGGAUAUUUAUGAUGGUUUGGACAGUGGCUUGACAGCUCCUGACAACUCUGCUCCAAAUUCAACACCAGCUGGCAACAGUUUAAACUUAUUUGAUGAGAUAUUAAUUGAAGAAGGAACUGCAAAGGAAGCAUCUUACAAUGAGCUGCAGGCAGAGUAUGGAAAAUGUCAACAGCAAAUUAAAGAGCUGAUGAAGAAAUUGAAGGAAAUACAGGCACAGAAUAUCAUUCUACAGAAUGAAAACCAAGCUCUUAAAAAAAAUAUUUCAGCACUUAUCAAAACAGCAAGAGUGGAAAUUAACCGUAAGGAUGAAGAAAUCAGUAAUCUCCAUCAAAGGCUAUCAGAAUUUCCCAGUCAUCGAAGUGGCUUCACCAGGGCAAAUCUUCCUGGAUCAACUAACGGAAGGUGCUCUGAGAUGUGUAAGACAAAAGAUUACAAAUUCAGAUCUUCUGACUUAGGUGACAGUACAAAGAUGGAUCAUAGAAUGAAAAAUGACUCUUCAAAGGAUAUGUACCACAGUUAUUCAUCUCACAGUGUGGAGAACGUGAAGUCUAGCUCUGAUAAAAGAAACACUCCAUAUAUACUGCGCUACCCUCCUGAAGAGCUCUGUGGUGACAGUAAUCAUAUAUGUCCAUCAAACCAUGAUCAUAGUUCUAACAAGGAUAAUAAAAAGGAAAAAAAGGAAACAAAAAGUGAUGAACAGCACAGUAGGGGAAAUGUCAACAAAUACAAAAGAGAAGUACAUCAAAGUACUGGUAACAGUGGUAUUUGUAGUAAUACCAGUAGUGAAGAAGGGAAUUCAGAUCCUCAUCAGAAGCUGAGAGCCCACUCAGAAAAGACUAGUAAAAAUGAGUUGCAGCAAAAUAAUCAGAGCAUAAAAGUCAAAUGCAGCCCAUCCACAGAAAGAAAAGUAGAAAAGAGUGUUUCUUCCUGGGAUAAACAAACUACUGAUAAAGACAGAUGUCAAGCAAGAGGAGAAUUGUAUGCAGGUGAGAGAUCACUGAACGUAAUGAAGAAAGACAUUAAAAUGCAUGAUAAAGGUGAAAAGAACCCUAGCCAAAAAAUUAAACCAAAUGAUAAACUACAGGAGCAAUCAAGGAGGUCUGGUAGAGGGAAUAGUCCAUAUUCAAAGAAUGAACAUUCAAAGACUCUUCAUGAGUCACGUAAAUGCCAUGUGGAAGAGUCCAGAACAGGAAGAGACAUCAACUGCAAGAGAGACAGAGGAGCAAAUGAUCAUAGUUCUCGAGAAGGAAGGUCUUCACCUUCUAAUUCCAGCAGCAGAGAGCAUAAAUAUGCACGCUUUAAGGAAAACAGUAGUAGGUAUGAGUGGGAAACAGCACAUUCCAAAUCAGAGAAGCACAGAACUGAAGAAAAAAGGAAAAGGGAAAGAGAAAAUCAAGAUGAAAAUAGACAUUCUAGAAGUGAAAGAAAAGCUACAAAAGAGGUUUCUCACCAACCUUCAAAAAAAUCUAAGAGAGAUACAGAUAUAAAAAGUGAGAGAAACAAGUCCUGUAGGUCAGAAGAAACAGCCAGAGUUACAGAUAGUUUAAAAGACCAUAAAUUUCCCCAAACUAAAAAUCACUCUGUGAUGAAAAGCAAAGACUUGAAACUCAGCUUUAUGGAAAAGCUGAAUUUAACUCUUUCUCCUGCAAAAAAGCAGUGUCUUUUGCCAGCUGAUGGACUUAAAGCACCUUCCCAAAUGGCUACGGAUGAGGGAACUACAGAGUUUACUCUGCAUGCAGAUGUGGUAGAUUCUGCCCACCCUGUUAACUGUGGUGCUGCAGUGCAAAUGAAUUUAACGCUACAAGUUCCAGAUGUUGCAACUAAAAUCAGUGUGGAACCAACACUUCCUGUUUCUGUCAAUUCUGAAAGUGAAGCCUUGAAAGUAGCAGCAGCAGAUCCAGCUCAGUCUGAAGCACUGUCAGCAGUGACAACCUGUGAAGUGAACUCAAAAACCUUACAAGAGCCAGUAGUGGGGUACAUACCCUCCCAAGCCUUGCUGGGAACAGCAAAGGUACUGAUUCCUGAUGAGAUGCCAACUGAAACUUUGUCAUCAUCAGCAGCAGCAGAGGCUUGUGAUCCAAUUGAAUUAGAAGCCUCAGCAAUGUCUGUAACAGAUCUGAAUCACCCUGAAGCUUCCUCUCAGGAGGUGGCAGGAAGCAUGGCACAAUAUGAAAACUUGCCUAUGACAGUACAUGUGAUGCACAAUGAUAAUGUGCUAGCAGCAGAAAUGGGACAAUCUAAAAUGCACAGUGAAAAUAUGGGAACACUUCCUGAGUCAGCAGUGGAGAAGGAAGAGGAAAAUGAAAUAUGGCUAACUGCUGACACAAAAAACUCUUCAGACCACCAGGACUCUCAAAACCUUGUCUUAUGUAACCUGGAAGCCAAAAGUUCUGGUGACUUGGAAUCAUGUGUUGCUGCAGGUGAUACUAAUGAAACAAAACAAGAAUCUUCAGUGGAUGUAGUGAAAGACAGUGAUCAUUUGACUGUAGAAAAUCUUGAGCAUCCUGUUGAGGAAAAAGAAGUCUGUGGAAUUAGUAUGAAUGCGUCUCAGUCACCUGACAAAACUGUAUUAAACAAUAAAGAUGUACCAUUGGUUGACCAGAAUGCAUGUGAUAUGGAGCCGGACUUAACUGAUAUUGGUACAACUGCAUCUUCAUCUAUAAGCAAUGACAUGUAUCCUGGAACUAAAGAGGGAGAACCUAACCCAGUACCUGUUGAUGAUGACAGUUCAAUACUGAGCAUUGAUCUCAAUCACUUGAGGCAUAUUCCAAAGGCUAUCAGCCCACUGAACAGUCCAAUACGCCCUUUGGCAAAAGCACUUAAGAUGGAAAGUCCCUGCAAAGGUCUCGUGAAGAGUUAUAACAAAGAUUUAAUUCCUGAAGGUACAGUUGUCAUCUGUCCCUCAAAGAAUUUGUCAAAGGAGGUAAAUAAAGAAAAUCAAAAGCCUAUUAGCCUGUCUGAUGCACGCUUAGAGAUCGAGUCCCGGCUGAGUAUCUCUUCAGAUGAAAUAGAAGAAGGAGAAAUCAUAAGUAGUGAUGAAGAUGAGGAAAAAUCUAAAUCAGAAGGACAUUCUGAAAAUCCAAAAAAGACGAGACCAAAAACUUCUUCUGAAACACGGAAUUUGACCAGCAGUCCACAAAAUCAAAAGAACAAAACUGUACAUUGCAAUGAGGAUAAUGGAAAAUUUGUUUCUUUGAAAGGAAGUAUGCAGAACAGAGAGAGACAUAAAAAGCAGACUUUCAGGUCUUCAGAGGAAGUGAAGAAAAGUAAAACUGUGAGCAUUACUUGUCUUGAAAAAAUAGUUCAAGUUAUAGUUGAACCUUCAAAUGUGCAAGAAAUCAUGCAAAUGCUAAGAGCUAUACGAAAGCAGAUGAGGAAAAAUUAUAUGAAAUUCAAGGUACGCUUCCCAGUUCAGCAUUUUCAUAGAAUUAUUGAAUCUGCUAUCAUAAAUUUUACAUCUUUAAUAAAGCACUUGAACUUUUCCAAGAUGUCUACAUCAGGUGAGACAUUAAAAUUGAAUGUAUGUGAUAUUAUAGAGUCCAAACUCAAGCAAGUUAAAAAGAAUGCAAUAGUAGACCAUCUUUUUGAACAACAAGUAUCAGAUAUGAAAAAACGGUUAUGGAAAUUUGUAGAAGAACAGCUUGACUACUUAUUUGAGAAGGUGAAGAGAAUUAUAGUAAAACAAUGUGAUGUGAUAAAGUUGGGAAAUGAGAGUGAGGAAGGGAAGCUUGAAAGAACAGGAAAACAAAACCGCAAAAUCAGUCAUAAAAAUGAUGUGCAGAGAUCUAGGAAAAAGUCUCUGAAAGUCAGAUCUCAAAAACCUCAAGAAUUUAUCCUUUCUAAGCAGUCUGUGGAUUAUCAGAAACCUAAGUGUCAUCAUGAGAAAAAUAAAACAGAUGCACCAAAAGCUGCUUUCACGAAAUGUCUUAACUCCAUUGAUAACACAAGGAAUUCUCAAACCAAAGUGCAACCUACUAAGGAGAAUAACUUACAAUGCACUAUCACUCCACUGAAAGGCAUAAAACAUGAUAAAGAAGGAUUCCAGCAAUUCAGAGAUGCUCACAAGUCUGAUCUUAGUUAUGACCUCCUCACAGAACAACAAGCAUCCACUCUUACGUUUAAUCUUGUAAGUGAUGCUCAAAUGGGUGAAAUUUUCAAAAGUUUGUUGCAAGGUUCUGAUCUCUUGGAAAAAAGUGGUGGCAACAUCGACAGACAUGAUUGGGAGUUCAGGACACCAGAAAAACAGUUUUCAGAUAAUCAUAAAUGCAAAACUAAUACUUCUGAAUUAGUGCAAAGAAUUGCUCCAAAGGAGGUUCAUGUAGAAUCUCGAUCCAUAGAGGAUAUUAGUUGGGCUGUUGUUUCACCUAUACGAGCUCCACCUUUAACUUCUAGGUUGUCUGUUGAUCCGGAUGUACUAGAUGAAAGUUGUAUGUUUGAAGUUCCUACAAGUGCAACUUCAUGCAGAGAAGAUGAAUGCAGUUUACAAAAGAGUAAAUCAUUUGUUUCUUCUAUCCUUCUUGAAGAUUUGGCUGUUUCCUUAACUAUUCCAUCACCUUUGAAAUCAGAUGCUCACCUCAGCUUCUUAAAAUCUGAGAAUAAUUCUGGCUCAACUCCUGAGUGUGUCCUUAGUGCGCAUUACAGUGAGGAUGCUCUUCUUGAAGGGGAAGAUGCUACUGAACAAGACAUUCAUUUGGCUUUAGAAUCUGAUAACUCCAGCAGUAGAUCAAGUUGUUCUUCAUCGUGGAUGAGUCGUCCUGUUAUUCCUGGUUUUCAGUGUCGCUCCAGCCUGCCAAUGCAAGCAGUAAUCAUGGAGAAAUCCAAUGAUCAUUUCAUUGUAAAGAUCAGGCGUGCAGUGCCAACUAUCACCCCAGCAUCUGAUCAGAUUGCUUUAGUGAAGGAGACAUGGGCAUCUUCAACCAAGAAUGAAAAAGAAGAAAUGAGAAAUGGUGAAAAAGGAAGGUGCAGGCAGAGCACUAUAGCAGCUACUUUGCAGGAAGCUGUCAAACCCGAUCUGCUUAAGACUGAUCAGUUACCUUAUGUCAGCAUUAGAAAAGAGCAGAAUCCUGCCUUACCUCAUCCUCUGAAGGAGUCUCAAAGUAGUGCUGGAAAGGAAGAAACUACCCCCUUGCUUGGACCUCAUAGAAAGCCUUCAAAUGUAGAUAGCUGUGACACUGAAAGCCCAAGUGAAGGUUCUGAGCAGCCUCAGACACACAAAUUGGAAGUAUCUGAAAACACAGAUGGAACAAGUGCUGGAUCCCAAGCUUCUUUUUCUGUUGGUUGCAGUGUAGUGUCAGACUUAACAAAUGAAAGUGUUAAAAAAACUUUGUAUUUUGCUGUGGAAUCUGCUGCAAAUAAGAAGAGUCAGCAAGUUUCUACAGGAAACUCAGAAAUCGGGAAUAAAAAAGAAUUGGAAGAGUGCUCUGAUGCAUUCAUAGACUUAACAGAAGACCUUUCCAAUGAGAUCAUAGCAGGUGAAUGUAAUCUUGAAGAAAAAUCUGCUUUGGAUACUGAUGGAGGUUGUCAAAUAAACAUAGAUGACAAAACUAGUAAAAAACGGAGAAAGGAGACUGUCGAAGAGAAUUCCAACUUAAAAAGGCAACGAAAAGAAACUGAAUCAGCGGAUGAAGGCAGCAAUGGAAGUGAUGUAAAAUCUGAAGGGAUAAAUUCAGGACAGAAACAAUGUCACAGCAAGAAUAAUGAGUUGCAACAAAACAAAGAGUCUUCUCCUUUGUCCUCGGGGGCAUCAUCACCUGGUCUGUAUGCCAAAAACAUCAUUAAAAAGAAAGGAGAAGUAGUAGUUUCCUGGACCAGAAAUGACGACCGAGAGAUUUUACUGGAAUGUCAGAGAAAAGGACCUUCAAGUAAAACCUUUGUUUCUUUAGCCACUAGGCUGAACAAAAGCCCAAAUCAGGUUUCAGAAAGAUUCAAGCAGCUUAUGAAGCUAUUCAAGAAAUCCAAGUGCAAGUAACUUACCACCAUGCUGCUUUGUGGCUGCAGGAUUUAACUGUACCAGCAGUGAUGGACUGCAAUCACUGUGUUUGUGUGUUAUACGUAGGAGGAGGUAUCCAAGUCAGCAUACUAAGUCUGAUAAAUCUGCUGUGCUCUGAAAUGUUUUGCCAGAGCAACAGAAUAAUACAGAGGAGUCUGGCUGGGAAGGAAUGUGUGUGUACAAAUGGUGUAGUAUCAUUUCAAGGGAGUGACAUCUCAUGUUGGUUAUAUGCAUUCUAUAAGUAAGGAGAAGAAUGCAGUCAAGUACUUCUGCUUGUCUUGGCAGAAGUACUCUGUACGGUGAUGUCAAACUGCGAUUUUAAAACAUAACAGUUCUUUGGAGUCGAGUUAGGUAAUGCUGGAAAAUGAUAAACAUUCUGUCUUGGUUAUGUUGAAAUGUGAAAACUGGUACUUUAAGAAGUUAGGCUUUUUUCUUUUAGGACAAGCCAACGUAAUGAUUACAAUAAUUCCAGAAGCUGUUUAUCAGUAAUUGAAUUCUGAUGGGAAGAAAUAGGUUGUUUUUCCACUAUUUUGUCAGAUGCUCAUUGGCGUGUUUCAAGGAGAGGAAAUUUGGCCCUGAGUAUAGGAUUUGUCUUCAACUUUAAACGUGCUCUCUAAGCCACUUGAUGUCCAACUGAAAAAGAUGAAUUCAUUUAUUAGAGGAUAUCCAUCUGUCUCCACUGAUAAUGGGAGAGGUCUAGAUAGUUGGCCUCGACUAGACUCCCUAACCUUUAGAUUUUUUAAGUCAAAUAAAAUGAGUCCCAACUGCUGUGACACAGUGGAGCCAGCCAUUGAGUUGGUGACUGUUUUUUCUGUUUCAUCUGAACUGUGAAAUAGUGACAAGUGUUCGUUUAACAAGAACGAUUGUGUAGUUUAAAACAUCUUGCAGAUCUGCUGACAUUUAAAGUGAGUUCAUGCUGAGUUUGUAUAGCUGAAUUUUCUUUUUCUUUCAAGAAAAGCAUAAAGAAAUUUAUCUUCUCCAAACCACAUCUUGGAAAGAUUCUUAAGUUAGUUUAAAUUAAGCUAAUGUAGGUCAAUAGGCCUUCUGCAGAAUGAGCACUCCAUUUAGUUUCCAAAAAAAAAAAAAAAGCAUUUUUUAAAAAAUUAAUUUAGAAACAGACCUUUGCAGUUUUACAAAAUGUUACUUUACACUAAUUAACCAGGAGAAAAACUUUUUUAUUUUGAAUCCAAGCGAUCUCAAAAGCUUGUCAGUUUAGUAUGUUUUGACAGCAGUGUGUGUGUCGUUACAAGUUGUUUAGUACAUCAGAAAUUCAUGGCGUUUCAUCUGAAAGGAUUCUGAUAACUGCCUCUGGUUUUACUAGUACAUACUGGAAGUGUGUAGCUAUUUCUGUGCGUAUCUAUAUAUACAUUGCUGCUUUAUCCCAAGUUUCUAAAAAGCUUUCCUUCCUCCCUGUAAGAAGCAUUCCUGCAAGUUGCACAGGUCAGGCUUGUAUUAUAAAUACGUCGGAGUUUGAGGUUCUCGUUGCUAUUGAAGAUCAGAAUUGCCGUAGGCUUCAUUUAGUUGGAACAUCUGCUGAGAUGAGCUCGACUUCAUUUAAGAGCCCCACUGACACACACCACCUCUGAACUUGGAUUAAAUUGCUUUCUUAUAGAAUUCAAUGAACGCUUCUUGAAUCUCAGGAUAAUGGUUUUUGGCUCACUUCCUGAGACAUAGUAAACUAGCAGGACAGACUUUUCACUCUAUUCAACCAUCAGAUGAUUCAUCAGUGGGGUUGCCACUGAUACCUCUGGAAUAUUGCAAAUGUGACCUAUGGAACUGAUUGUCAUGCUGCCGAGCAGUGGAUAGUUCUGAUUUUAGGCAGUGUUCUGGGAGCUCCUAGAAGGAAUAACUUGAGUAGGUUGUAAUGUCAGUUCUGGCAGUCUUCCAUCUCGUGUGCUUGCUUCUAAAACAUUUGCAUUUGGUGAGCGAAUGUCAUCUUCUGAGCUGCAUGGGCAAGACCUGGUUAGUGAUUUAAGCUGAGAUCAGAGCACCUGUUCAUGCUUGUUCUUAAAAAAAACAUUUUUUACAAUUGUUUACUGAUUGAAGUUUAAAUUUGACUGAAUUUGUUCUCAGAAAAAUGCUGCUCUGCAAGCUGGCUAGUGUUUGUGGAAAAAUCAGACUCGAGUAUUUUUAUAACCAUAUCUUUAUAGAUCAAAAUGUGCACAAUACUGAAGGCACUGAGGGGAAUCAGCCCCGCUACAUAAGUGCUUUCUCUCUGUCUCAAAAAAGCAGACAGUAUUUUAUUAUGAAGUUGUUUAUUCCUUGUUUGUGUGUAUUUACUUUCUUACCUGUACAGGUUGGGGUGGGGGAGGGUUGACCUUUGAUUCUGACUUGGAUUUCUUUUUUUGUAAAUUACGAAACUUUUUUUAAUGUUCGGUCUGUUGUAAGUAUUUGUACAGAUUCCUACAUUGUCAUGUAAAAUAUCCUGUGUGUGUGUGUGUGUAUAUAUAUAAAUAUAUGUAAAAAAUAGAGCUUUGUUUAGCCAAAGAUGAUUUUUUUAACUAUAUGAAGCCCUGGGUUUAUUUUGUAUAAACUAGUUUGCUUACUGUAAAAGUAAUGCAAAGAAUAAAACUGUAAAGUUCA